AAUUAAUUUAUACGUUUGAGGUUUGAAUCCGUCUAUUAGCAGAAAUUACAAUUUCUCUUUUUUUGGUUCAUUAUUAGCAACAACAAAAUUCUUUGUUUUCAAUAGUUCAAAUGUACUGGUGACAACUGACAUAUUUACAAACACGUGCACUUCUUUUAGAUCUACUUAACCUAUAAAAUAUCCAUCAACUACUUUUUUACUUUACCAAAAUGAAUGAUAUUCCAGGUUUUGCAGAUCCGAGCCUAUUGAAGGAUUCCGCUAAAAAUGAGGAAGGUAAAAAGAAGGGAAACAAAAAAGGAGGAUUUCAAUCCAUGCAUUUAAAUUACAAUGUUCUCAAAGGGAUAAUGAAAAGGGGUUACAAACAGCCUACACCAAUUCAGAGAAAAACAAUUCCUAUAAUAUUGGAUGGAAAAGAUGUAGUGGCCAUGGCAAGAACAGGUAGUGGUAAGACUGCAGCCUUUUUGAUUCCCUUAUUUGAAAAAUUGAAAGCUCGCAGUGCUAAAAGUGGAGCUAGAGGUCUUAUAUUUUCACCUACCAGAGAACUUGCCCUACAGACUUUAAAGUUUAUUAAAGACAUUGGCCGUUUUGUGGGCUUAAAAGCAGCUGUUAUACUUGGAGGUGAUUCCAUGGAAGACCAAUUUUCAGCAAUUCAUGGUAACCCAGAUAUCAUUGUUGCUACACCUGGUAGACUUUUGCAUGUGUGCAUUGAAAUGGAACUAAAAUUGAAUAACAUUGAAUAUGUUGUUUUUGAUGAAGCGGAUAGAUUAUUUGAAAUGGGUCUUGGAGAUCAAUUAACAGAGAUUAUAAGAAGAUUGCCUGAUACAAGGCAAACUGUGUUGUUUUCUGCCACAUUACCAAAAGUUCUGGUUGAAUUUGCCAAAGCAGGCCUGAGUGAUCCUGUUUUAUUAAGAUUGGAUGUAGAAUCUAAAUUGCCCACAGAAUUGGUGUGUUGGUAUUUUAAUGUUCGAGCAGAAGAAAAAUUAGCUGCACUUUUGGUGCUUCUAAAAACUCAUAUAGACCUAAAUCAACAAACAGUUGUUUUUGCAGCAACAAAACAUCAUGUUGAAUAUUUACAUGCUGUGUUGGAUAAGGUAGGAAUCAGCAAUACAUACAUUUAUUCUAAUUUGGAUCCAUCUGCUAGGAAAAUUCAUGCUGCCAAAUUUAGCCUUGGUAAUGUAAAGGUAUUAAUAGUAACAGAUGUGGCUGCCAGAGGUAUUGAUAUACCCCAGCUAGACAAUGUCAUAAAUUUCAAUUUUCCUGCCAAGCCAAAACUAUUUGUACAUAGAGUAGGUAGAUGUGCAAGAGCUGGAAGAAGUGGUACUGCUUAUUCUCUUGUGGCCCCUGAUGAAUAUGCUUAUCUUCUAGAUUUGCACUUAUUUUUAGGACGACCCCUUACAAUAGCAACAUCUGCUAACAAAAAUGGAGCUGUUGGGAAAAUACCACAGGCUUUGAUAGAAGAGCAACACAGUUCCAUUUUAAUCUUACAUGAAAAUAACACAGAUUUGGUUGCUUUGAAAAAGGUGGCAUCAAAUGGUUAUGAGCAAUACAUAAGAUCUAGGCCUAAUGCAUCUGCAGAUAGUAACAGACGAAUUAAGGAGCUGCCUCUAUCUUCUUGCUGGGUCCAUCCAGUUUUCCAACAUAUUUCGGAGGAAAUUGAAGAAGAACGGGAAAAUCUUUUGGAUAAAAUGAAGACUUAUAGACCACAUGGGACUAUAUUCGAAAUAUGUGGCAAAAAUAAAUCAACAGAAUACCAAAUAAUGAAACAGAAGCGGGCUUUUCACAAAGAGAAAAUCAGUACACAUCAUCAACGGUUGGAGCAGAAACAAGCAGAAGUUGAAGAUACGAAAAAUAAGGAUGAAAUAACAUUGGAGAACAGCAAUAACGAUGACAUAAAUGAUGCAUUUUCUGAAGUAGUUAUACCCAAAAAAAGAAAGAUGGAUUCCUUGUAUAAGAAAAACAAGAAACAAAAACUUAAGGAUGAAAAUUAUAUUCCUUAUACACCUAUAGAUCAACACACUGAACAAGGGUUAGCGGUCAAUAACUUCCAAAAAGAGGUUCUUGGUGCUCAAUUAGACAUAGUUGGCGACUCAGAAGAAACUUUAAAAUUGAGUAAGCAGUUAAAAGUAUGGGACAGAAAGAAAAAGAAAAUGAUUGAUGUUACAGAUUCCAAGGCAGGUAAAAUUAAAACCGAAUCAGGUGUAUGGAUACCAGCUACAUAUAAAAGUCAGAGAUAUGCACAAUGGAAAGAAAGAACAAAAGCAGACCAAGAAGCUGACAAUGAUGAUGAGGAUGCUGAAGAGGCGCCUACACAAAAAGGUCCUCAUAGAAAAGUUUUUACACAUUGGGCCAAACAUAAUGAAAAAAUAAAGUUGAAACAACGGAAAUCAGAAUUGAAAUCAAGUGAUCAAAUUGUUAAAGCGAGGUUGUUAGCUGAGAAAAAGAAGCAAAAACAGAAGAAAGGAAAAGGAAAAAGCAAAGGAAACAAAGGGAAAAGGGGAAGAAAAUAAUGGCGUUAUUAGAACAUUGUUAUAAACAGUUUAUUUUUGUAAAUAUAGGAUUCCUAUUUAAGAAUUUAUUUUGAUUUCAAUGGCCUAAUAAAACUAAAUGAACUAGA
Messenger RNA from Psylliodes chrysocephalus, 2614 nucleotides. The record is from the annotation of a GenBank genome assembly. NCBI's taxonomy places the organism in Eukaryota, Metazoa, Arthropoda, Insecta, Coleoptera, Chrysomelidae.